Molecule: messenger RNA, 1482 nt
Organism: Seminavis robusta
Lineage: Eukaryota; Bacillariophyta; Bacillariophyceae; Naviculales; Naviculaceae
Source: the annotation of a GenBank genome assembly
GAAUCGAAUCGAAUCGAAUCGAAUCCAAGCAAUUAAUUCUUCGAUCACGUCAGAUGCCACAUUCUUCGAAAUUCGUGAGAUGACAACCUUCAUCCUUCAACCUCCGUGCGCUGACCGUACCGAUAUGAUGUGCCAAGGCAAGCUGAUCGAGGGCCAAUGAUGUGAAUGGCAACAAAAAAGCUCUGUUUGUUUGAUUGUAUCCGGAAAGCACCAUGAUAUCCUCUCUACGUAUACGGGUCUCCUGGAUGCUGCUCUUAUCCAGCAGUUCCUUGUUAUCCCUCUUUCCUUGCGCGGAUGCCUUUCUUAUUAUUGGCACGGUUCCAUGGAGCCAUGUUUCUUCCACUGGUACAUGUAGUAGCAGCAGUAGUUGGUUGCGCAUGAGCAGUGACAGUGACAGUGACGAUUUUAUGAAAUCGCUUCAAUCCCGCAUGGCCCAAGUGGAAGACAGCGACAGCAAAUUGCCGAUUGUGGUCUUGGACACGAUGUUACCCCGUCAAGUGUUGAAGAUCGAAGUGGAAAAUGACAUUUUCCAAGCCCUCGUGAAAGACUGUGUGGAACGAGAGUCGCUUCGUUUUGGUAUGAUUGGGACGGCUACGUUGGCCAAUACGGGACAAUCCUGGCCGUUGCAAAAUGGCGUCGAAGUGGAAAUUGUGGAUCCACCCCAAGUUGUGGAUGGACAAUUGCCAGCAGACGGAGGCAACAAUAAGGCAUUACGUGUCAAGCUACAAGCGGGACGACGAUUUCGCAUCGAUCAAAAGGAUCUACAAACCAAUCCGGCUGGAUGGACCGAAGCGCGAGUGGAAUGGUUAAAUGAGGAAACCGAGGAACCGGAAGAUCCAUUAUCGAUGGCCCGAGCCAUUCAUGUAUGCGUUAAAAUCACAAAACGAAACCUGAUUGAUCAAUGGGUGGAACUGGCCAAAACCAAGGAACAUUUUGAAGGACAAAUUGAUCAAUUACUAGAAGAUUUGGGAGAACUGCCACCCGUAGAGGAACCCUCGGAACUAGCGUUUUGGGUAGGAGCCCUCGUCAAUCCAUUGCCCGCCAUGGGUGUCGCCAUGGAAAUUCGACCGCAAUUGCUCAUGGCAAAGACCGCCGAAGAACGGAUUGGAACAGCCUACAAGGGAUUGAUUGCAUCCAUUGCACACAUGGAUGGAACCAAACCUCUCUUUUGAAUUCUGAGCAUUAUGCAGGCUACCGUUCGGUAUGGAUGGCAACAGUAGUUAGGAUGGUACCACACGAAACCAACACGUUUGGGGCAGCAGGUUUGCACGUUUUAGAAACGAAAAGUGAACCAAAAAAAUGCCACGUCCAUCAUCUAAAGCAAAUCCAUGAAUCCAUUGGGAAGGUAUUUGAUUACUGGCCACAACUACUUUUUAUGGAUGAGUUUUAGUUAGGAGGAGUACCGUAGUCUUAGACGAAGGAAUCGAAUCAAUUCUGGCAUCUUCGUGUGCACGUAUCCCAAACCCCUUCCAUCCUCAGUCA